Momordica charantia (bitter melon) is the source of this 2449-nucleotide messenger RNA. RefSeq lists its product as uncharacterized. NCBI's taxonomy places the organism in Eukaryota, Viridiplantae, Streptophyta, Magnoliopsida, Cucurbitales, Cucurbitaceae. Gene Ontology annotation, cellular component: membrane. Gene Ontology annotation, molecular function: protein binding. The record is from RefSeq and is a predicted model, not a curated record.
AAACUUGGUUUACUUUCUCUAAUAUCCAGUCGUUUUGUUGGAGACACUGAUCGACUUCCAGGAAGGAGAGUAAUUGCGUUUAACAUUUCUAAGCUGAAACUUUUCUAAUACUUCCAUUUUUUCGAAAAGAAAAAAGAAAUAUAGCGUAAAUUACUUAUUGCAAGUGUAUGAGUCAAGUCACGUAAGAAAGUUGACGUGGUGGCAGUCACGAGCUCAAAGCCUCGCAACUUCCACAAAGUGGUGUGGAAAGUUCAGGGUACGCGGUUUGAGCGGACCUAUUGCAAAUGUAUAUUUGUACGUAGACAUGGCGAGGUGUUGCAGUUGCAGAAGGGUUUUGGUUUUAGUUUCCAAUUGAUCCAAAUACGAUGAUGCCCUGGUCCCGUAGCAGUAGCAGCUGGAGCUGGUAUUCUUCAAAUGGAUCACCAGAAACGAAUGCCAAUGCCAAUUCCAAUAAUGAGCAUCUGCCCAUCAACAACAACGACCUUAACCACAGAACUAAUCCAAAACUCAUCGUUGCUCUCCAUAAUCUCAUGGCCUGGGCUAAAUCUAUUCUUCCUACCUUCAAUGUUCCCAGCUGGAGCAGGCGAUCAUUAAGCAACGAUUGGGCGUACGAGCACCAGCUAUGCAAAGCUGCGAGCGAGGGCGACUGGGAAGCUGCAAUGAAGAUCGAAGAAGAACAAUCAGGAACCCUAUCAAGGGUUAUAAACAAUGAUAGACAAGAAACGGCUCUCCACAUAGCCACCAGAUUCAACCAGGCUGCAUUCAUAAAGGAGCUGGUUGAGCGUCUCAACGAUCAAGAUCUGGCCUCCAAAAAUAGAUGCGGAAACACUGCCCUUUGCAUCGCUGCUACUUCAGGCGCUGUUGACAUUGCCAAGUUAAUGGUGCGCCAGCAUAGCGGUUUAGCUCUCAUUCGUGGGUCCAAAGGCACAAUCCCACUUCUAAUUGCAGCAAAAUACAAAAACAAGAACAUGGUUUCCUAUCUCCUCGAUGUAACGCCCUUGGAUGGUUUGAAAGUUGAAGAGCAAGUAGAGCUUCUUUUUGGUGCCAUCUCUGCCGAUUAUUAUGAUAUAGCUUUGGUUAUUCAAAGUUGCAACAGGUCGUUAGCACUGCAACGGGACAUCAAUGAAGAUACACCCUUGCAUAUAAUGGCCCGAAAGUGGAACGCGAUUGGCACCAAAAAUGAGCCAACCAAGUGGCAAUCAUACAUCAAUAGCGGCUGGUCCAAAUUUAUGUACAGAAAGACAAUGAUGCAGAUCCAAGCCCGUGAAAUGGUUGUACAGAUGUGGAAUACUGUUAAAAGCAAAACGACUUCAAAAGAAAAGCUGUUGGAUUUCAUUGAACAUCCGUCAAGCAUGCUACACGAGGCUGCAAGAGUUGGAAAUGUUGAAUUUCUGAAUGUAUUACUCCAAAAAGAUCCUGAUCUUGUGUGGAGAGUCAUCGAAAAUGGGAAGACCAUACUUCACGUAGCUCUAGAGAAUCGACAAGAGCGUGUCUUCAAAUUAAUUUAUGAAAUGGGCCUCAUCUACAAGGAUGACUUGCUAUGCUACUUCGAUGAGAAAAAAAUCAGCCUGCUUCAAUUAGCUGCCAAAAAGCCCGACCCAAUUCAUCUCAACCGAGUCUCCGGAGCAGUCUUUCAAAUGCACCGCGAACUUCUCUGGUUUCGGGAUGUGGAGAGUAUGGUAGAGCUUACAAUGACAAUAAAGAAAGGGGAGCAAACACCACAUGAAUUAUUCACCCAAGAGCACAGAGAGCUCAAGGAAGAAGGAGAAAAAUGGGUGAAGAAAACGGCGAAUUCGUGUAUGCUGAUCGCCACUCUGAUCGCCACCGUAGUUUUUACAGCAGCCUUCACGGUUCCGGGCGCCAAAAACGAGCACACGGGCUUUCCCAUAUUUCUUCACCACAAAUGGUUCACUGUGUUUUUGAUAUCAGAUGGGAUAGCUUUGAUCUCAUCUUCAACUUCAAUACUGCUGUUCUUGUCAAUCUUGACAUCGCGGUGUUCAGAAAAUGACUUUCUGGUGUGGCUGCCACUGGAGUUGGUGUUGGGCCUUGGAUCGCUCUUCCUCUCCGUAUUGGGCAUGGUGCUGGCUUUUGGUGCUGCCCUCUUCUUGUACUAUGGCAAAGAUACGGCUUGGAUUCCAUUGCUGAUUACUGGGAUGGCCAUUGUUCCAAUUUACUGGUUUGGUGUGCUGCAAUGGAAACUUUGGGCAGAUGCAUUAGCAGCGUUACGUGGAUCAUUACAUGCCAUUGGGCUGUCUCGCUUGUUAAAAAAUAGGAAGACCAAGGUAUUCUGAUGAAUCAUUCUUCUUCCUCUUCUUCUUUUUCAUCUUCAAUUGAACUUUGUUGAUUGUUAGUUAUACUUUCCUAUAUUAUAUAAAUUAUGUAAACAUGGUUAAAAUUAGUCGACCGCAAAUUUAAUAGUUCUUUAUUAUUAACUAAUGAUUUCGGACUA